Molecule: messenger RNA, 721 nt
Organism: Hibiscus syriacus
Lineage: Eukaryota; Viridiplantae; Streptophyta; Magnoliopsida; Malvales; Malvaceae
Exons: 2
Coding region: 130-624 (164 amino acids)
Source: RefSeq, a predicted model, not a curated record
UUCUCUGCUCCAGAACUCUCUCCGCUUCUCCACUCUCAUCUCCUUUCUUGUAUAAAUCCGCACAAGAUUCCAAGCAACUUAUCAGUUGAAAAACACACUUCAUCAGUUUCUACAAUCCUGAAACAAAUCAUGGCGUUUAGAUCAACAGGUUUUUUGAAGCAAUUAACCAAUCAUUUGCGAGGAAAAGCGACGUACGCGACCUCGACGCCACCGAAACUGAAACCCUACGCACCAACAGCUGAUUUCGGGCACUCUCAGCCGGAGAAGAAAGUGAAGGGCGAUUUGGUGGCGGCGUACGUUGCAGUGGGCAUGAUAGCUGUGUCGACUUCACUGGGGCUCUUCACGGUGGUGCAAGAGCUGAAGAACUCACCGAAUGUUCGACUUAACAAGAAGAGGAGGGAGAGUUUACCGGAGGUGGAGGAACCGGAGCGAGUGCUGGAUGAGGCUGACAAGUUCGUGAAGCAAUCGCUUUUCAGGAAAGUUGCUCAUAUACAGAAGAGUGAUGAUGAGUAUGCCAUUGAUGAUCCCACACGGGCAGAUAUGUUCGCUUACAGCCCCAAGUCUCGGGCUGAGACUCUCGAGUCCGUUGGCGUUGAUCCUAAGUUUCGUGUUUAUGGUGGUUAAGGUUUUCUUUUCUAUGAGCACAAAUGGAGAAUAUUCUAGAUUUCUCACUAUAGCUCAUGAAUUGAUGUGACUAUACAUUCUCUCUAUGGCUCAUGAC